This is a messenger RNA of Capsaspora owczarzaki ATCC 30864, 2542 nucleotides long. RefSeq lists its product as hypothetical. The record is from RefSeq and is a predicted model, not a curated record. Gene Ontology annotation, molecular function: protein binding. NCBI's taxonomy places the organism in Eukaryota, Filasterea, Ministeriida, Capsasporidae. The transcript has 9 exons. Bases 100 to 2460 code for a protein of 786 amino acids.
CUCACACACACACACACACAAUUGACACCCCGCUCCCUCAUACUAGCAAAACCACUCCUCCCGUUUUUGCCCUAAUUCCCCCCCCCCUCCUCCACCGCCAUGAAUUGGAUUACGGGUGGAUUGUCGCCGUUCGUCGCUGCGACGGGUGCGAAUGCGUCGGCGUCGGGGCUCUCGAGCUCGUUCCCAAGCGCCCACCAGGCUCCGUUCGUCCGAGCACCCGGCAGUGCGAAUAGUAGUGGUGGUAGUAGUGGUAGUAAUGGUGCUGGCGACGCGCGAACGCAGGCCCAGCAGCAGCAGCACGACGAACUCCGACCGGGCCAGCCAGCCAACAACGACAGCUACCACUUUGACCAGCCGCUGCUGUCAUCGACGGCCACGCGGACUGCCGCUGCCCACUCGGCUGGCCAUGGGCGCGUUCUAGCAUCGUCGCAGAAUGGCAGUGAUACCGGAGGCGGAGGGUCGGCUCGAUUCGCGGGCGGCUCGUCAUCGCACGUCAUCCACUCCGUCCAGGAGCCGCCGCCGCCUGCGCCGUCGUGCUUGGUUCCAGGCACAAACAUUCAUGCAAGCGCAUUCCCAGAGCUGAAAGCACACUUCCGAACGCCCGAAGGCAAGUACGUCUACCACGAACCAGCCGUGUACAUGCUGCACUCGGGCAGAUUGGUGCACCUGGCAAAGUGGUGCCCAGUUCGCACGUCCAUCCUCGAGGCACGACCAAGCAGCGGCGGCAACAGUGCCAAAUCCAAGAAAUUUGCCUCCCCUCACAUUCUCCCGCCGCUGGAACGGGCCGAGUCGCGCGAUCUUGUCGAUGGCAGCGGUCAAGACGAGGAUGUCGCGCUGGUCGACGAUCGGCCCAAAUUUAAGGCCACAAGCGAGGCUACACACUCGAGCACAGCGUCGGAUGAUGGCCGACCAGCAGCAGAUGGUGCAACCAGCCACGGCAACGACAACGGCAAAGGCAAUGUCGAGCGCAGGGUCAGUGCCGGCGACGACGACUACUCUGCUGGUCCAAAAUUUGGCUCGAACAGUCCGCAGCGGCAGCGGCACUCUGCCGAAUCUGCAGCCAAGGGCUUCCAGCAGUCGCCACCCGCACGCACGGCAAGCGUUCCGACGCUCGGGUCGAAUGCCGAGGGCGAUUCAGCAACGAUGCCUCCAAAGAAAAAGCAAUGGUCCCUCACCAACCUUGUCAAGGGAACCGUCAAAGCGCUGACGCCGCGUUCGUCCAAGCCCGAAAAGCCCCCAGAGGGGUUCAAGUCUAGCGUGCGCCCAUACCCGCUUUCUGAGGGUUGCAUUGUUUACAAUAUUGGUCGUCACCUGUACUACCACGAGUUCCACGGCCCUCAAACCGUUGCAACAUUUAGCGCACCGGUUGAGCACGAUGACUUUAUGGACUGCUUUCCGACCGGGCACGACUUUAAUCGAUUGAGUGAAUCCAUUCAGCUGGCAGUCUGCCUUUCCUCCGGCUCUGUUCUUGUCAAAGGUCAAGCGCCGUCAAAACCAUUGUACAUGAACAAGGAGGGCAUCAUCACGACGACCAAAGCCACGUUUGUAAAAUGGGUGCCUGGGUGCGACACCUUGAUGGUCACUGCGUACGCGGACGGUCGCCUGCUCGUGUACGACAUGCGGUACCCGGAUCCAUCCCCGGUGCCAUCGGCCGGACAAGCUCCGCCGAAAGACGCUCCGGCAGUAGUCGUGCCUAUUUACAGGGACGACGUGUAUCCCGAAUAUGUUGUCUCCACCAAUUCUGCAGCCGUCAAUCCUCGGUCGAUCUGGACUGUAUCCAAGAAGCCCAUCACAGAGUUUGCUUUUUCUCCCAAUUUCAGGAACUUGGCAGUGGUUUCCGGGGACGGAAAACUACGCGUGUUUGAUUUUCAAACCCACGAACUCCUCAUGACUGGCUCGUCGUACUUUGGAGGUUUGCUCACCGUUAGCUGGAGCGACGACGGAAAGCUGCUGCUUACUGGAGGAGAGGACGAUCAAGUCUCGCUAUGGUCGUUUGAUCACCGCCAAUUGCUCGCACGAGGCGAAGCCCACAAAUCUUGGGUUUCGUGCGUCGCAUUCGAUGCCUUCACCAGCGACAAACAGACCUACCGCUUUGGCUCUGUCGGCCAAGACACGCGUCUGCUUCUAUGGGAAUUUACCAUGCCAAUAAAUCUUCGCCAGCAGGGCACGACGGCUGGUCACAGCAAGAACGCCGAGACAAGUGUUGAUGCCGCGGCCACCAAACCUACUUCGGUCGCCGUUCUCACGCCCAUCGUGUCCCAAAAGAUUCACUACGAGCCAUUGUGCAGCCUUGUCUUCCUACGGGACCUUGUCGUCACUUCUUGUCAGGGCGGCAUGACCAAGUUGUGGCUUCGUCCGCAUGUUGUGGCCGCGUUGUCAAGACAAGCCGAAGAGGAGGACAUGGUUGAGCAUCCGGCCGAAACCGUCAACGGCGGCGACAAGGGCCCAAUAUCUGGCUGAUGCAUCAAGUGCAAUGGAUUUGAGUAUCUGAUGUCUGAGGGUGUCACCGAAUACACGCUGCGCAUUACGGCGUCCAAAUGCA